AUGCUUUCCUUCUGUAAGUGCUAUCCCGCGUCAGCACCGAAGGGCAUCUAUCCGGUAUUAACAGCUCUGAGAGGGCCGCUAAGAGGCCCGGGAGGGAGUGGCACAUGCCAGAGCCCCGCUCUCCCAGCCCUGGUCCGGCCGCCAGCCCCACCUUUGCAACCGUCGCUGGACAUUAAACCGUUUCUUCCAUUUCCUCUUGACACAGCGGCCGCAGUCAACCUCUUCCCCAAUUUUAAUGCGAUGGACCCGAUUCAGAAAGCUGUAAUAAAUCAUACUUUCGGGGUUCCUCUUCCUCAUCGAAGAAAGCAGAUCAUUUCGUGCAACAUUUGCCAGUUGAGAUUUAAUUCUGAUAGCCAGGCUGCGGCCCACUACAAAGGCACGAAACAUGCCAAGAAGCUCAAAGCGCUGGAAGCCAUGAAAAAUAAGCAGAAAUCUGUCACUGCCAAGGACAGCGCAAAGGCCACCUUCACCUCCAUCACCACCAAUGCCAUCACUUCCAGCUCUGACAAAACAGAUACUACCACAGGGACACCAGCAAUAUCAACGACGACAACUGUGGAAAUUCGCAAAAGCAGUGUUAUGACAACUGAGAUCGCCUCUAAAGUGGAGAAGAGCCCCACCCCGGCCAGCGGCGACAGCUCCUGGCCCCCCGCGGAGACCGAGGAGGAAAAGGCCAAGAGGCUACUCUACUGCUCCCUCUGCAAGGUCGCUGUCAACUCCGCCUCCCAGCUGGAGGCCCACAACAGUGGUACGAAGCACAAAACUAUGCUAGAAGCUCGGAACGGAAGCGGGACGAUCAAAGCCUUCCCUAGGGUGGGUGUGAAAGGCAAGGGCCCGGUUAACAGGGGAAACACAGGCCUGCAGAACAAGACGUUUCACUGUGAAAUCUGCGAUGUGCACGUCAACUCGGAGACACAGCUCAAACAGCACAUUAGCAGUCGAAGGCACAAAGACAGAGCCGCCGGGAAGCCCCCGAAGCCCAAGUACAGUCCUUACAACAAGCUGCAGAAGGCAGCGCAUCCGCUGGGGGUGAAGCUGGUCUUCUCCAAGGAGCCGUCCAAGCCGCUGGCGCCGCGCCUGCUGCCCGGGCCGCUGGCCGCCGCCGCGGCCGCCGUGGCGGUGAGCUCGCCGUUCGGGCUGCGGGCCGCGCCCCCCGCGCUGCUGCCCGCGCUGCCCCCCGCGCUGCUGCGGCCGGCGCCGGGGCCCAUGCGCAGCGCGCACGCGCCGGUGCUCUUCGCGCCCUACUGA
Molecule: messenger RNA, 1248 nt
Organism: Rangifer tarandus platyrhynchus (Svalbard reindeer)
Lineage: Eukaryota; Metazoa; Chordata; Mammalia; Artiodactyla; Cervidae
Source: the annotation of a GenBank genome assembly